This is a messenger RNA of Punica granatum (pomegranate), 1325 nucleotides long. The record is from RefSeq and is a predicted model, not a curated record. Lineage: Eukaryota; Viridiplantae; Streptophyta; Magnoliopsida; Myrtales; Lythraceae.
AAUUUGGAAAAACAAAAAAAAGGAAGGAAAAAUUGAGAAUCUCUCUCUCUUAUUGUAGCUGCUUCCAUCGAGCACUCUGCUCUGUUCUGCUGAUCAUCGGUGCUUCGGAGACAUUCCGACGAUGGAGUUCCCGUUCGGGCACCAGUCUCACUCCCACACUCACACCCACCACCGCAGGGACGACGACGACUACGAAGACCGAGACAGACCGCCGAGAGACGUCCCGUACCCACCACCGCCGCAGCCACCCUUCGAUCACCCCCCGCCACCUUACUACGGCGGCGGGGACGAAUUCCCGCCACCUCCGCCGCCGUCAAAUGUGUACCACACCUCCCAUGUCCCCCCACCUUAUGAUCCCUACCCUCCCCCAGCUCAAGAUUCGGGCUACGGCAACUACCCGCCUUACCAUCGUCCCCAAGAAUCGGAGGGCUUCUCCGAUUACCCGCCUCAGCAGCCUCCUUCGACUGUUCACCACGUCUCUCAUGAGACUGAGACCCAUCACUCAUACCGACCGCACAUGCCUUCAUUCAUUCAUCACCACACUUCUGAGCAGCAGCCUGAUUCUGCACCCGUUGUGACUGUGGGGGGAGGAGGGGCGCUUGCCUCGUAUUUCUCCAGUAAAUCCACUGUUAAGGUCUACUGCAAGGCGGAGCCUAAUUACACCUUAACUGUCUGUGAUGAUAAGGUCAUUCUAGCGCCUUAUAACCCGAAUGACCCGAUGCAGCAAUGGUACAAAGAUGAGAAGUUCAGCACAAGAGUUAAAGACGAGGAGGGUUUCCCCUGCUUUUCCCUUGUUAACAAGGCUACUGGUCAGGCCAUCAAACACUCAGUGGGAGCUUCUCAUCCCGUACAACUGAUACCUUAUAGCCCUGAGCAACUCGACAGCUCUAUCCUGUGGUCGGGGGGCAAGGACUUAGGAGAUGGGUACAGAGCCAUUAGAAUGGUAAACAACGUCCGCCUCAAUUUGGAUGCUUUCCAUGGUGACAAGAAAUCUGGUGGGGUCCAUGAUGGCACCACCAUCGUACUCUGGCAGUGGAACAAGGGCGAUAAUCAGCGCUGGAAGAUCGCAACAACCCAUUGAUGCUUGAGGUGAUAUCACUGAGGUCGGAAUGCUGUUGUGUUUCAUUUCAUUGGUGUAUCCAGAACGGGUGUAUUUCGGUUUGUUUCUCUAUAAGCAUCUGUUCUAAAUCCAUGUAAUGUGUGUGCUUUUCUGGGUGUGUCGGGGACUCGGCUGCUACUGCUAUCAUAAUUAUUUGUAAUUAUGCCGACAUAUACACUUAUAUAAUGUUUGAUAUUAAUCUAUAUCUUAUGAAUAUUCCCUGUAA